AUGCAUUUUAGUAUCAUUGCCCUGGGGAUCACAGAUGCUUAUAUGCUCACAGGGAUGGCUUAUGACCGCUACAUGGCCAUCUGCAAACCCUUGCUAUACGGUAGCAAAAUGUCCAGAUGUGUCUGCCUCUCUCUUGUUGCUACUCCUUACAUUUAUGGCUUUGCAAACGGUCUGGCACAGACCAUCCUGAUGCUUCGUCUCUCCUUCUGUGGACCCAAUGAAAUCAAACACUUUUACUGUGCCGACCCUCCUCUUUUAGUCCUUGCCUGCUCAGAUACUCAUGUCAAAGAAACCUCCAUGUUUGUGGUGGCUGGUUCCAACCUCACCUGUUCUCUCACCAUCAUCCUCAUCUCCUACAUGUUCAUUUUCACAGCCAUUCUGCGUAUGCGCUCUGCUCAGGGGAGACGCAAGGCCUUCUCCACCUGUGGGUCCCAUCUGACAGCUGUCACCAUCUUUUACGGGACCCUGUUCUGCAUGUAUCUGAGGCCCCCUUCUGAGGCAACUGUAGCACAGGGGAAAAUUGUAGCUGUUUUUUAUAUCUUUGUGAGUCCUAUGUUAAACCGUUUUAUCUAUGGCUUGCGGAACAAAGAUGUUCAAACAGCAAUCAGGAAAGUGAUCCGAAAGAAAUUGUUUGCUAAAUAA
This is a messenger RNA of Diceros bicornis minor, 642 nucleotides long. Its product is annotated as olfactory receptor 5M5-like. Gene Ontology annotation, cellular component: membrane. NCBI's taxonomy places the organism in Eukaryota, Metazoa, Chordata, Mammalia, Perissodactyla, Rhinocerotidae. The coding region runs from base 1 to 642 and encodes 213 amino acids. Gene Ontology annotation, biological process: G protein-coupled receptor signaling pathway; sensory perception of smell. Gene Ontology annotation, molecular function: olfactory receptor activity; odorant binding; G protein-coupled receptor activity. The transcript has a single exon. The record is from RefSeq and is a predicted model, not a curated record.